Durusdinium trenchii is the source of this 573-nucleotide messenger RNA. Lineage: Eukaryota; Dinophyceae; Suessiales; Symbiodiniaceae. The record is from the annotation of a GenBank genome assembly.
AUGCUUCGCAGCGAUGCUUCCAACACGUCGUCACGACAGUUUUGGCAUCUUCUGAACUCCUUGGCUCGUGGCGCUCAAGGCGGCGCUCGAGUGUUCCAGGCACUGGAAGAGCUCCGCAGAAAGCAAGACGAACACUUCGCAGUUGAGCUGGACAGUGGACUUUAUCGCUUGGGGAUCAGUGCCUGUGGCUCUUCCAGGCUGUGGCAGCAUGCUUGCUGGCUUUUGAAGGUCAUGCCCCGGGCCCAAGUGCGACGCGAUGUGGCCACGUUCAGCGCAGCGAUGACCGCCUGCGGGAAAGGACCCGGCGGUAAAAGCCAUGGGACUGGGGAAACUCGACCUACAAUGACCCCUUUUCAACCAUCCCAACUGAUCGGCAAAUAUGCCAAGAUAUGCCAAGCACGUGGUCUGGGUUUGGACUUGCUGAUCAGCGCCAAACGACCACCGUCGUUCGGUCUAGUAAGAAAAAGACAAUCGAUUGAGGGGUCAGGGUUCUUUGAGAGGUGGUUUGUUGAGAUGUUCUGCAUUUUUCUCUUCUUCGCAUCGCAACAUGGUCCGCAUUUUUGUUUAUACUGA